Molecule: messenger RNA, 1737 nt
Organism: Megalops cyprinoides (Indo-Pacific tarpon)
Lineage: Eukaryota; Metazoa; Chordata; Actinopteri; Elopiformes; Megalopidae
Product: N-acyl-aromatic-L-amino acid amidohydrolase (carboxylate-forming) B-like
Exons: 7
Coding region: 407-1339 (310 amino acids)
Molecular function (GO): aminoacylase activity; hydrolase activity, acting on ester bonds
Source: RefSeq, a predicted model, not a curated record
UUAUGUUACAGCAUGCAAGCGCUGACAGACUGUAAAUUAUAGCCAGUGUGCGGGAGACGAUAUUUAACUGCUGAGUCAUUGAAUCCAUAUGAAAGAGGAAUAGGGGGACGUACCGGAAACAGGGAGGGGAUUGAGAGAGACUGAGAGGAAAAACUGGGAGGAGAGCAGUGCUCACAGAAAGAAUUAAACUGGGAUGUCAUAUCUGUUUUUCUAUCUCAUUUAACUACAAUAACUUUCUCUUUGAUUUUUGUGUGUGCAUGCAUACAUACAAGGGCUUGGUAACUUGAAGACACUGCAUGCAUGUGUUUAUUUUUGUUUUUGGUCAGAGUUCAAAGGUUAAAGGUUAUCUUUGAAAACUGUAGCAGACAAGGGAGAGAGAAGCUGUUGCAUUCACCUCAACAAAAAGAUGGAAGUGGUGUGUCUACCUGCUUUGUCCCGUGUGGCUGUGUGUGGUGGUACCCAUGGCAACGAGCUGUCAGGCGUGUAUCUCGUAAGGGAGCGGCUGAAGAAGAAGGAGGAGGUUGAAACUAUUUCCGUGGUGACGGUGAUGUCGAACCCACGUGCAGUGCAGCUGUGCAGGAGAUACAGCGAGACGGACUUAAACCGCUGCUUCACCACAGCGACCCUCAGUUCCCCAAUCUCAGAUAAAACACCAUAUGAGAUAGUGAGAGCUCAGGAGCUGAACACUCUCCUGGGGCCAAAAGGCAGUGAUGAGGCAAUGGACCUGAUCUGUGAUCUUCAUAACACCACUGCUAACAUGGGCCUGUGUCUCAUCACUUACUCAGACCGUGACUGGAUCUGUCUGCAUAUCUACAAGUACCUGCAGAAGGAGAUGCCAUCUGUGCCAAUAAGAUAUAUCCAUUUUGAUAUCUCGAUUUCUGAGGCUUAUUCUCUGGAAUCUGUGGGCAAACAUGGUUUUGCAAUUGAGAUUGGCCCCCAGCCACAUGGUGUGGUCAGGGCUGACAUAUUCAACAUGAUGAAGGAUGGAGUCCGACUGAUGCUGGACUGGAUUCAGCACUUCAACUCAGGGAUCCAAUUUGAGGGAGGCGUGGUGGACGUGUACACCAUGGUGAAAAACAUCGACUAUCCCAGAGAUCCUGAGACUCGCUCCAUCACUGCAGCAAUUCACCCGCAGUUACAGGACCGUGAUUUCUGCCUCCUCCACACCGGUGAUCCUCUGUUCUUAACAUUCUCAGGAGAGACGGAGACAUACAAAGGAGAAGAACCACUCUACCCCUUUUUUGUGAACGAGUGCGCAUACUAUGAAAAGGGCAUCGCGCUUUCACUAGCCCGAAGGAAAAGAGUGGAAAUUCCCUCCAUACAAGUGAAAAGAGACUGAGGGAAAGACAGAAGGGUAAAGGAACUGAAGAGAGGUCCCUACAGUGAUAUAAAGGUGUGACUAACUGGACAUUAAAAUGUAUUAGCACAGCACCAAGCUCAAUACAGCUAUGUACUAUACAUUUUUAAUCAUCUCAGGAAUAGUAUUAUGCAAAUAUAUAAAGAAUAAAUGUUAGCGUCUUGAAAUAAAAUUCAAAUUUAUUCAAAGUUUGUUUCAGGAAAUCCUUCAUUUGCCUUAACAAAUACUUGCAGGGAUGACCCAAUUUGAAAUAUGCCACUUUAAAUGUCAGACCGUAUAAGUCUCCAUCAGGGCCCAAAGAGACUGCCGUUUCCACCCCCCCAUAACUGGUUAUUGUAUUCACUUGAAAGCAGACAUCUCGCACAGGGAGUCAAAGUGAA